AUGCAACACGAAGAACAGUGCGACACUACCUACGGUCAAGGCAACGGUCGUCGAGCGGGUGAGGAGGAACUCAAGAUGGAGGGGCACUUGUUGAUGAGGAUGAAGAGGAGGGAUCACCUGCUGCUCACUGACGGCGGUGCAGGGGCGGGGCCUCUGGCGGUGCAGUCGCCGCAGAUGCCGAUGGAGCCCAUGGAGUUCCUGUCGCGGUCGUGGAGCGUGUCGGCGUCGGAGAUCUCCAAGGUGCUGGCCGUCGGCGGCGUGGGCGGGAGGCAGAGCUCCAACUUCGUCGUCGACCGCCUGUCCGGGAUGCUCAUGCCGGAGACGCUCGCGCUCGCCGCCGCCUCCGGCACCAACAUCAGCCCCCGCAAGCGCACCCUCAGGAGCAGGAGCGCGAUCUCGGCGCACCAGGUCCACCACACGGUCCACGCGAUCGGGAAGUGGUUCCACCACUGGGACGCGAGCAGCAAGGUGGACAAGGCCCGCGCGGAGCGGGCGCGCGUGCACGCCGCGGUCUCCGUGGCGAGCGUGGCGGCCGCGGUCGCCGCCGUGGCCGCGGGCGCCGCGAGCCCCGAGAUGGAGGACGUCGAUGGCGCCAGGAUGGAGAGCGCGCUGGUGUCCGCGACGCAGCUGCUGGCGUCGCACUGCGUCGAGGUCGCCGAGCUCGCCGGGGCCGACCACGACCAGGUGGCGUCCGCCGUGGAGGCCGCAGUGGACAUGCGGAGCCCCGGAGAUCUGCUGACCCUCACCGCCGCAGCGGCCACGGCUCUCAGAGGAGCCGCGGCGAUGCGGCAUAGGGCGCAGCGGGACGCGAGGAGCAGGGCGGCCGUGGCGCCGUACGACAAGGCCGGCGGCAGCUGCCGCGCGGACGUCUGGUGCAAGGAAGGCGCGCUCCUCAAACGCAACCGCAAAGGCAAGCAGCCAUCUUUAUUCGCCACGUUACAAGCUGAUGUUAGCUUUGGGCUAGAAUCUGAAUCUAACCGAACUGCUGUUCCCACAGGCGCUCUGCACUGGAAGCAAGUGGCCGUGUACAUCAACAAGAAGUCGCAAGUGAUAGUCAAGCUGAAGAGCAAGCACAUCGGCGGCGCCUUCUCCAAGAAGAAGAAGGGCGUCGUCUACGGCGUCUACGACGACAUACCGGCGUGGCCGGCGCACAACGAAGGCGGCGGCGUGCAAAGCUCGGCGCCGGAGACGUGCCACUUCGGGCUGAGGACGGCGCAGGGCCUGCUCGAGUUCCAGUGCGAAAGCAGGGCACAGAGGCAGGACUGGGUGGAGGCGGUGAAGAACUUGAUCCGGCAGGUGGCCGGCGGAACUGCUCAGCUCGAGCACUCCUUCGAGUCCCUAAGGCUGAGCGCGUCUUAA
Molecule: messenger RNA, 1359 nt
Organism: Miscanthus lutarioriparius
Lineage: Eukaryota; Viridiplantae; Streptophyta; Magnoliopsida; Poales; Poaceae
Source: the annotation of a GenBank genome assembly